This is a messenger RNA of Arabidopsis thaliana (thale cress), 726 nucleotides long. RefSeq names its product Paired amphipathic helix (PAH2) superfamily protein. The transcript is spliced from 5 exons. The record is from RefSeq and is marked reviewed. Lineage: Eukaryota; Viridiplantae; Streptophyta; Magnoliopsida; Brassicales; Brassicaceae. Gene Ontology annotation, cellular component: nucleus. Bases 1 to 726 code for a protein of 241 amino acids. Gene Ontology annotation, molecular function: transcription corepressor activity. Gene Ontology annotation, biological process: regulation of DNA-templated transcription; negative regulation of DNA-templated transcription.
AUGGUUGGAAAAAGCAAAUCACCAGAGUUCAAUUUCGAAGAUGGGAUGGCAUACUUCGAUGCUGUGAAGGUCGCAUUGCAGGAUACUGAACCUGAAAAAUAUCAAGAGUUUGUAAGAAUCUUUAUUGAUUAUACUGCUAAUAGAUUCGGUUUCGAAACUUUGAGUGCAAGCUUGCAGGAACUCCUGAGAGAUCACGCGAAUCUGUGUCAUGGUUCAAAUGUCUUACUUCCUUUUAGGUUGCAGACAGCCAUCCCUCCCGAGGCUAGCGCAGAGUUUCACAUCAAUAAGGUGGUUGGAAGAAGCGUACCACCGGCGGUGGCGGUGCCUACCAUGGAUGAUGCGACUUCUUACCUCAAUGCUGUGAAGGAAGCAUUUCAUGAUGAACCUGCAAAAUAUAUGGAAAUUACUAAGCUCUUGACUGAUCUUAAAGCUCGUAGAAUCAAUGCCGCUAGUGUCAUUGCAAGGAUGGAGGAACUCUUGAAAGAUCACUUGAAUCUGCUUCUUGGUUUCUGUGUCUUCCUUUCACCUACAAGGAGGUUUAUCACGAAGCUUAAGGCAAGGUUUCUGGGCGAUGGUAGUCAAGUAGUUGACUCAGUUCUCCAGAUAUUGAGAAUGCACAGUGAGGGAAACAAGUCCAAAGAUGAGGCGUCUCAGGAGGUCCGUGCACUUAUUCAGGGUCAUGAAGAUUUACUCAUGGAGCUUUCAGAAAUUUUCAGUGAUCCAUAG